Messenger RNA from Oikopleura dioica, 1605 nucleotides. Lineage: Eukaryota; Metazoa; Chordata; Appendicularia; Copelata; Oikopleuridae. The record is from the annotation of a GenBank genome assembly.
AUGACGAUAGCCGACGAGGAGGUGAACGCCGAGACAGAGGAUGCCAUCGAAGAAAGCCCCUGUAAUAGAUGGCACUGCCGAAAUGAAAAGGUCAACCACAUGUCCGGCAUCGACGUCGCCUACCUCGCCAUGGACAUCGAGGAGGGCGUCGAGGUCAUCUGGAACGAGAUCAUCUUUCAAGAAGAAUACAAAUCCGUCUUCCUCGAGAACGAGCCGGGAAUAAGAAACAACCUCGAUGCGCUCAAAAAUUUGGCCCAUCCGAAUAUACUCAAAUUCCAUGACUACUGGAUACAAGGGGUUGAUGGGCCUUGGACAAACUACCAAAACAAGGAAAUGAGGACGAUACGGGUCGUUUUCAUCACCGAAUACACUGGCGGCUCGGGCACUCUAAAGGACUUCCUCCGCAGAUCCGUCAAGGCACAGCCCUGCGAUAAAGUGAAAAACUGGACCCGAUGGUGCAAUCAAAUCCUCUCCGCUUUGCACUACAUGCACUCUCUUGGGACGAUCCACGGCAAUCUGAGCACCGACACAAUUUUCCUUCAGCACCAAGGCCUGCUCAAGAUUGGCUACUUUUACGUCGACCUGAUACGCAAUCACAGGGAUCCAAAGUUAAACACAAAGGUUCGAGGAUCACAGAAUCAGCGUUACUUCCCAGACGAGAAAUCUUCCUCUGCAUUCGACAUUUACUCUUUUGGUGUGAUUGCGCGCGAGAUGCUCAUCCCUUCUACCUUCGCUGAGGCCGAAUUGCAAAAGGCGGAGCCUGGAAAAGACGUUUCAGACUUCGCCGAGAGCCUAGUGACGUUCAGACAAAGGUUCACAUCCGAAAGCGACAAAGCUGAAUUCAUCGAGCUCUGUCUGAUGCCGGCGGACAGAAGGCCAGAAGCGAAAUUUCUGCUACGGCAUCAGAGUCUUUUCGAGUUAUCUCCCCUGCAAAUCCUCGCUGCACACACUGUUAAUCAAUUUCGAACGAUAAUCAAAGACAUAGACGGGAAUCUUAAAGAGCAUCAAGACGAGUACGACAAGAUCAUAGCAAUGUGCGUGAUGAGUGGCAAAGAAAUGAAAUUCACGAAACAGGACAACGCGCGACGCAAUUUGUACCAAGACCUCGACAGAUUGUUGCUGGACAUUCAAAGCGGCCUCUACCCGGUUAACGGUGGUGCUGGAGUAAGAGGGGAAGUCCUCAACAGUGAAAAAAUGGAGAAGCAUACAGAGCCGAGAGAAAUAACUUGUCCGCCGCAGAAAAUGGUCAAAGAGAGCGAGGAAAAGAAGUGCGAAGAGAAAAGAGCUGCUCACAUCGAGUGCCUAAUUACACAAGAGCCAAACGGAGGGGGAUACUCCAUCAUUAUCGAUGUUGAUCUGGCAGGUCCCUUGAAACCAGAAGAUAAAAAAGACGCAUCGAGAACACCGGAAUGCAAAAGACAUCUCGAGACAAAGCUAAACAGCGCUGACACUCCGGAAUCCAUCGCCCAGGAACUCGCCGACUUCGCCUUUAUAAGCGAGCAUGACGUAGAAGUCAUGCGCAUGGUGAUAGAGGAUCAAUAUAAGCUUGUACAGAACAUGGUCUUCACGAAUACGGCGCCAGUUCGCGAGACUCCAGGCGUGUAA